This is a messenger RNA of Hippocampus zosterae (dwarf seahorse), 3427 nucleotides long. It is a transcript of the gene cipca, whose product is annotated as CLOCK-interacting pacemaker a. The transcript is spliced from 6 exons. Gene Ontology annotation, biological process: negative regulation of DNA-templated transcription; negative regulation of circadian rhythm. Gene Ontology annotation, cellular component: nucleus. The record is from RefSeq and is a predicted model, not a curated record. Lineage: Eukaryota; Metazoa; Chordata; Actinopteri; Syngnathiformes; Syngnathidae. The coding region runs from base 535 to 1548 and encodes 337 amino acids.
CUCUUACUGUAUAACAUUUGCUUGUUCGUUCACUAGACACUUUGAGUAAUUUAUCGUGAUUUAAUGCAAGAUUCACCAGUGAAGUUUAAAUAUUGAUUCUUCAUGAUUGACUUUUUUAAUCAUUGUGGUCUUACUUUGCAGCGUUUUUAUAACAGAAAAUCGUAGUGAUCGAGCAGUGUUUAUUUUGGUUUGAUGGGCAUCAACUCUUGAAGUGUGACUCACGAGAUUAGGUGCUCUGUUUGAUUAAAGGCCACUGUUUAACUUGGUCCACGAUAAAGCGUACAUGCACUUGCAGUUCCGUUUUUAACAUGCAUGUUUCCUGGAGCCUGGGGCAGCAGGGCGAAUUAUAUUAAUGUUUGCCGCUAUAUAGACCAAAGAAGAAGUGCAGAAACUGCGUGAGACGUCAUUGCUCACAUAAAGAGAAAGCAACACAAAAGGGCUGGAUAAAAAGACCCCAAUUAAAACACGUCAGCAACUUUGCAUGUGUGUCUAUUUUACGACAAUCUAUCGUGAAUCCUACUGGGUGAACCAAACAUGAGCAGUUUUAAUCAAGCCGUCCAGCACAGGACAUCAUCCAUCACCAAAGUAAGACACCAUGAUGCAUCCAAGCAGGAUUUGGAACGGGAUUCGGGCUUCUCAGAUGCCAGCUCGGAGUACCAGAGUGCUGUUGAUGUGACCGACUCUGAGGAUGCAGGCGGGAAAAGGUGUGCGGUCAGCCAGGACCCGGCUGGUGUGCAGCUAGCCUUGAUGGGAGCCUCGUAUGCCGGACUUUCCCCGAUGCUCAUUAUGAAUAACUUUGUCCCCAAUCAGCCUUCGCAAGUGACUCCAUCUGACAAACAAUGGCGCUCCCCGUCAUCUCUUGACGUCAUGCCUCAAUCUCAGAUGGUUCUGCUUCAACCCAUGAUGUCGCCAAAAACAACCCGUGAAAAUAUCCCCCAGUCAAAAAGGUACACGUCCACUCACAAGUCCUAUCCUAGAAUCGCCCCGAGCCCCUCAAAGAGAUCAGGAUCCUCCAGAUCGAGGGGAAAUGUAUCUUCAGUUUAUGACCAGCGACACAGGAGACAUCAACAAGGCAACCGACCGCACGGCACCCCCACACCUGGGUGGGAACCACAGGCUCUGAGCAAAGCAGCUUUGCCCAAGUCGGAAGUAUCAAAAAAGCCCUCUCAUGUGCGAGCCGAGCGCUCUGAGCUGCUUAAUAGGAUGCGUCUUUCCUCAGUGACAGGGACCACCUCUGUACCCCCCCACACAUAUCAAUCUAGGACUGAGCUUGACGACAACCAGCCGUGUCCUGACAUUUACCCGGACGGCCUCUUGGCAGAGUCCAAUAAGUUGAAACGUUUCAGCAAUACUUACAACAUCCUCAGCAACUGCGGCUUGUUGGGCAUCACCAUGCGCACCAAACAGCUGAUCAAGGACAACAAGCGCACCCAAAGUCAGCUGCAGCUUCUCCAAGAGCAUACGGCGCUCCUGCUGGAAGCCCUGGAAAGCGGAGACCCUCAGUUGUGGACUAAACUCCAGCUCUGUCUGCAGGACUUUAACAAGUAAUGGGACAUGGGGGGUGGGGUGGGGGGCAAAGACCUACUUUGCGCUUGGUGACUUCACAAGCACUAGCUUGUGAGGAACCAGCAUCUCACCAGCCUCCACAUCAAAUACUAGCCUAUAUCAUUACUACAGCCACAUCCUGUCAGGGAAGGUUGGGUUGUAGAGUGCAUGCUGGGUGGGUGCCUCAGGAAAGUUUCAGGACUGGUGUCACCAAAGAUAGAUUUCAAACCCAAACAUUGUAUCCACUGUGAGUUGUUGCCACAGGACCACCCAUCAAACAGCAUGUUUGCAAAGAGAUCUUGGAGCCUUUGCUUGGUUCGGUGCAAGAGAAGAGGCGAGAGUUGUGGCGGUUAGCAUUUACGGCUGCUUCACCAUGACCACAUCCCAAUUCUUUGAGCAUCCAACUCUCCCUGGCCAAGAAGAACAUCACUGUGCUCCAGCAACCUCCCUACUCACCCGACAUGGCUGUGUGUAUUUCUUUUCCUCUUUCCAAAGUUCAAGGGUAUCUUCUGGGACAGCCCGUUUUAAAGAUGUGGACAAUAUCAAGAUGCCCGUGAUUGCGGCACUGCCAAAGAUCUUGAAGAAUCCUUCCAGCAGGAGUGACUUUAAAGAGCACUGCUUGUAGUUUGUAGUUGGAUUUGAACUAUAUCUUUUGUGACUCCAGUCGUGCAACUUUUCUGAUGCAACUCAUACGUUCAGAACUCUCCUUAAAACUCAGAAAUUUAAAAACGAAAGCACAUCUAGGAAUAAGUAUGGAAGUUACCAAAGCAUGAGCAAACCCUGUCUUCAAUCACUAUCCUAUUUCUGCAAAGCUCAAAAAUAAUCUACGGCGCGGCCAUCUGACUCAUAUAAAAGCAUCCGCAAAGCACAGACGCUGAAGGAUUAAAAAAAAAAAAAGUAAAUUUUACCAAAAGUAACUCACUCUAUAAUCAAAGAGAAGCUGUUUCUCCGACAAGAUUGUCUCGUAUUUUUAAUGUAAAUAUGUCUUUAGUACACUUGCCAUGUUUGUAAAGUGAUCAGACUUUUUAGCCACCCAUGUUGCUCACAAAAAGUGCAGUCAAGAGCAUAAUAUUCAUUUGACCUUAUAGGAUUUGGUCCAUGAGGUUGACCGACAUUCGGCUUGUUUGAAAUUGAUUUUUUUCCAGUAGAAGUAUGCUGUAAUUUUGUUGUGUUCAUUUUCACACAAGUACGAAGAGUCAAUGGGUAACAAUUUCAGGGAAAAGCGUUCUUAGUUCCCAUUAUUGUUAUAUUUUAUAACCCAAUAGGUAACGCAUACACUUUUUCAAACUUGAUGGGGAGCCAUCGUGUCACAUCAUGCCUUGCUUAGAUUGGCUACUGGAUUUUUGAUCAACCUUAGGUUGAAUUCCUUGUUUGAUCACCAGUAAUUCAACUCGCAUGAGUCCUUUGGCACGCCAAAAUUCUUGUGAGAACAUUUUAUUCUUCAAUAAUCUUUGAAAUAAGGUUGGAACAAUCUUUUUUCAAUGAUCCUAUGAUAACUUAGAAAGUCAUCUGUUGUACAGUAGCUCGACAUCGUACCUUUCAGGCAAAUGGUAGUCAAAUAUCAAAUUGGAUCGACUCUCGCACAGAUCCCGGUAACCUCUUGUGUUCGUGUCAUGUUUUGCCCCACGUAGCAAAUGUUAGCAUGGCAUCAUUUCCAAUUCAUGUGAGUCAUUUUUGUGUGUGUGUGUUUUAAAUGUUUAAUAGUGUCACACAAACUGUACCCAUUUGUCCUUUUUCAUGCGUCUGUCGAUUAUUUAAAAUAAUAUUGCCCUAUCUUCUUUUUAAACUAUUAUUUGUUGUUCUUGUCAAAAAGAAACAUUUAUUGUUAAUAAGCAGUAAGCACAUUGGACAGUUACCAUAAAAAUGUGCUAUAAAUCAGUUU